AUGGGCUACAACGGUUUUGGUUUGGAGCAUACAAUGGCUCCACCUACUAAUAAACCAUUUAGAGAACUAUCACAAAUGGAACAAAGUGAACGAGGUGCACAGAUGAUGAUUGGCUUCAUGUCUUCAUGUCCUGGAAAAACAGUAAUAAGUGGGGUUACAGGGUUCAGUCUUGGUGGUGUCCUAGGCCUAUUUAUGGCUUCAAUGGCCUAUGACACACCUUUACAUUCACCAUUGAGUGGCGUUGCGAACGUUGGUAAAAUUGCAGAAAUACCGAUGACACAACAAAUAAAAUUACAAUUCGCUGAUAUGGGGAAAAGAUCGUACUCUAGUGCAAAGAAUUUUGGUUACAUGGGGCUAAUAUACUCUGGUGUAGAAUGUGUAGUAGAAUCUGUACGAGCAAAGAGUGAUAUAUAUAAUGGGCUAUGGGCAGGUUGCAUAACAGGUGGUGGGUUGGCUUAUAAGAAUGGCCCUCAAGCAGCAUUAGUAGGGUGUGCUGGGUUCGCAGCCUUCUCUCUUGCAAUUGACACAUAUAUGAACAGUGAACAUGGGAAACCAACCUCUAAUGAUUUUAAUGACUAA
Messenger RNA from Maudiozyma barnettii, 579 nucleotides. Its product is annotated as mitochondrial import inner membrane translocase subunit TIM22. NCBI's taxonomy places the organism in Eukaryota, Fungi, Ascomycota, Saccharomycetes, Saccharomycetales, Saccharomycetaceae. The coding region runs from base 1 to 579 and encodes 192 amino acids. Gene Ontology annotation, biological process: protein insertion into mitochondrial inner membrane. The record is from RefSeq and is a predicted model, not a curated record. Gene Ontology annotation, cellular component: TIM22 mitochondrial import inner membrane insertion complex. The transcript has a single exon. Gene Ontology annotation, molecular function: transmembrane protein transporter activity.